AUGGUGACGCCGAAUACUAUUGGAAAUCUUUCUCUUCUAUCAGGAAGUACUACGGAAGGUCAAACUUACGCACGUCAUAUGGCAAACCAAAAUAUUCAAGAUAUUGAUAUUCUUAUCCAUUGUGGCAUCAUUAAAUCAAAGAAAAAUCUUAUUCAAACAAGUGUUCCAGGAUUUGUCAGGAUUAGGUUUGAUGAUGGAAUAGAAGCCACUGGUAGUACGGAAUUUACAGCUCAAGACGAUGCUAAUGGUGUUUGUUGUCUAAAUGGAUUUCGACUCAAAGAAAUAAAUUGUACAAGUGAAAAAAAAAUUGGUGCUCCUUUAUGUUAUGUUCAGCGAUCAGGUCAAACAUCAUCUGAUGCAUCUAGUGCAGCUGCAACACAAACUUUGAGCUAUGAAACAAUUGAUAUCAGCAAACAGUUUCGCAAUGCUCUUCUAUCCAUAGAACAACAACGUAAUCAGCUAUAUUUUGAUACUAUUCGAACAAACUAUGUUCUAUUCAGUAAAGGUGUAUGUCAAUCCAUAGCUCAAUAUGCUUUGCCAUUAUACCAGACGCCUUACACUGCAACGAUGUUUGAAGAACAACAUAUCAAUGAACAAACUUUUCGUGAUCUAUUCACUUUAGUAGGUCCUGCCUAUGAUCAUAGUUUACCACAAGUGACUCUGGUCCGCAUUAAAGCUCUUCUCAAUUUCUAUGAUAAAUAUGCCUUUAUUGGUAAUCCCAAGAGUAUUACGGAUAUGGCAGACUAUUUUAAAUCUUGUGCUCCUGUUGAUGUUGAUCUCGUUCCUUCACUUCAAUUGAAGUUUUGGCCGGCAGAUAUUCAACCUUUUCUAGAUCGAAUCAAAAGUAAUCGUCCACAAAUUUAUCGUUUGUUGAUAGACAAAACAUCGAUGCAUGUCAUUCCGAAAUGGUCAACAAAAACGCCACGAUGUGAUCGGGAGCUUGAGUUUCGAUAUUCAUUUUCAGCCAUUGAGUUGAUUCUCGCUCAACAACGUUCCGUCAAAGAACGAGUCUUGAAUGGAAUUGCACGAAGCAUUUAUUAUAAAUUUUUGAAAGGUCAAAAAGUAUCAACACAGAACGUGAUACCGUCUUAUUUCAUAAAAACCACAGUAUUAUGGAUGUGUGAAACGAUGGAUUUCACUACUGAUAAUGAAGAAACAUUGGCCAAAAGAUGGCUCCAGUAUGCUAUCGAUCGAUUAAAUGAACGUGACUGUCCACACUAUAUCAUUCCUGAUUUGAACGUACUCGAACCAUAUUCUGCUGAAUCAUUACAAAAAGCUGUAGACAUUUUAUCACAAGUAGAUAUCAACGAGACUCAUGAAAUACAAAUGUUUUCUGCUAGUAAUCAGGAACUCUAUCGGAACAAAUAUAAUAAAAAUCUUGCCUAUUUUUUGAGUCAAAUGAAAGUCAUCGAUAUCAUCAAUGCUCUACACAAUUAUCGACAAUUUAAAAAAAAUUGGAUCUGUUUAGAUUCACAGCUGAUAAUCGAUGAUGAUGAAACAGAUAUGAAUGAAAUGCUGACUAUUCUCAACACAUUACGUGGGUUAGAUGGUGACUAUGAAAAUUGGAAAAAAUUUCGAGAAAUAUUUUUAGCCCGCACACCUUCUUUACCACCAAUUUGGGGUGAAACAGUGAAUGUUAAUAGUGCUGUUGAUUUUGCUGAAGGUUUACUCAGCAUCGGUGUAAUUCUCACAUUUAUGAAUGAAUAUGUCGCAUCGAACAACUUACUAUCCUUACAAGGCGCACAGUGUGAUGUGCAAGAUUUUCAAAACUAUCAAAAUGUCAUUCAUCAAUAUUUAGACUCACAGACACUUUAUACAAGUUUACAAUCCACAUAUGCUUACUGGUACAAUACAUCAGUAGCCGCGUUUGAACGACGACGACUAAUUGAUUAUCAUCCUUAUGGACCCGAAAUACAAUCAACUGAAGUCACAAAAGAAAAGAAUCACUCCAAGGUUCUCAUUGAACUGUGUCAAAAUGCUCCUGAUCAAUACAUAACCUUGAGAGAUCUCUAUCAGCAACCUUUCCUGAACACUAUAACAGAGGAUGAACUGAUAGCUCUCGCUAUUCAGAGAUCCCUUAAAGAUCAAGGCAGUUCAACAUGA
Messenger RNA from Rotaria sp. Silwood1, 2103 nucleotides. NCBI's taxonomy places the organism in Eukaryota, Metazoa, Rotifera, Eurotatoria, Philodinida, Philodinidae. The record is from the annotation of a GenBank genome assembly.